Iphiclides podalirius (scarce swallowtail) is the source of this 984-nucleotide messenger RNA. Lineage: Eukaryota; Metazoa; Arthropoda; Insecta; Lepidoptera; Papilionidae. The record is from the annotation of a GenBank genome assembly.
AUGUCAACAACGGCGACAAGACAAGUGAAAUCUUCCAAUUCAGCGAACAUAUUAAUGUGCAAACAGUGGUGGAAAGUGUGUUGGAUGUACGGUGACCAAGAAAAAUAUUACAGACAACUUUAUGGCAAGCGGAAACUGAACACGAUGAACUCGGAUUUUCUGAAUUUCGACAAACUGGACACGAAGCGCUCUGGCGCGCAAAUAACUGAGCUUACUGAUGACUUCUUUGAAGAUAAUUAUAGUUCACAAAUUGACCCGGCGCCAGAUGAAAGUCAACCUAACAACGAGCCCAAAGCGUGGUUCGGCGUUGAGUCAGAACCCAUUUACGGUUUCGAACCCACCUGGCAUAAAGACCAAAGACGACAACCAAUUCAGCAGAACUACGACGAUCUCAAUUACAUCCUUGAUGAAAAUCUUAACAAAGACACUAUAAAAAGUAUGCUUCAGAACGGACUACCUCUAGAGCCUAAAGCCCAAUUGUUAGAUUCUAAAGAAGAAAUACACAGGAACGGCGAUGUAUUUGGAAAAACGACGAAGACUGUGUGUAAAACGCGGAAAGGUGCGAUAGUUACGGAAGAGACGGAGAUUUGUACGGACGGCAAAACGACGGCAAACUUAAAAUUUCAACGGUCCACUGUGAAAACGGGACCUAACAAAGUGAAGGAAGUAUUACAGCCCUUGAAAGAAGACAAAGUGUUGGACGAGUGUUCGAGGAAGAAGUGUGUGGGUGACAAACUUACCACUACAACUAGGACUUUGGUGACCGUGUCGCAGACUUCAACGACUUCUUGUAACGAUCAUAUAUUUAUAGGCCACAUUCUUAAGCGUUUCCCGUUCCGUCGUAAAUUAAAUAUCGUCCUGCUAUUUCCGCCGCCGCCCGACGUUCGUCGUUUCCGCAAUUUCGAUGAAAUUGCGCGGCAGCUGGCGGGCCAUUGUCUGCUCGCGUUCGCGCUACGAACCACUCUCUACGCGCUGUUCUCUCAA